AGGUUUCAUCGCCUCCCGGGGCCUCCUCGGCGUCCGGCUUGUCCUGGGCGUCCGGGGGGGUUUCCGGGACCUCCGGCGCCUCCUGCGCCUCCGAUGCCUCCCUUGCCUCCGGCGCCUCCAUCGCCUCCAUCGCCUCCUGAACCUCCGUCGCCUCCUGGUGCUCCGCCGCUUCCUGGCGCUCCGGCGGCUCCUGCACCUCCUGUGCCUCCGUUGGCCCCGGAGCCUCCUGCGCCCCCGACGCCUCCUGAGCCCCCGGCACCACCUGCGCUCCCGCCGAGUCCUGGGCCCCCGGCAGCUCCUGCGCCUCCUGUGCCUCCUAUGCCUCCCGGGCCCCCGGCAGCUCCGCUGCCUCCGUGGCCUCCUGCACCUCCUGGGUUUCCUGGGGCUCCUGCGCUUCCGGCACCUCCUGUCCCUCCUGUCCUUGCUGGGCCUCCUGGACCUUUUGCACGACAGAUUGCUCUCGAGGAUGAACUCCACCGAUUGCGAACAGUUGAGUGCAGUGUGCGAAAGUUCUAA
Molecule: messenger RNA, 516 nt
Organism: Dermacentor silvarum
Lineage: Eukaryota; Metazoa; Arthropoda; Arachnida; Ixodida; Ixodidae
Exons: 2
Coding region: 94-516 (140 amino acids)
Source: RefSeq, a predicted model, not a curated record